UAUUAACUCGACUUCCUUUUAAGUUUUAACCUCAGAAUGGCACUAUAAAUUGCUUACCAAAUAUUUCCAACUCAAUUCACAAAGAAUCAACUCAAAUAUUCUCUCACUCAAAGAUUCUCUCUCUUUCUCUCUCUUCUCAAUGGCACUUCGCAGAGCUAUCACAAAACGUCUCAUUGAUGGCUACAGAUUUGAUGUAACACAAAACAUGAUUGUCAAAAGAUUACCGUCACCUUUCGCACCAAAGAUCUUACGUCAGUACAUGACCUCUCCGAAUCUUAUGGACCGGAUCAUUGGGAUCCGAAUAGAGUCCGUUGCUUCUCCCGGACAUGAGGAAGCAACGGCUGUGAAGGGUUUGACGGUGAGUGAGACCAAGAAGUUGUUGAGAAUAUAUCAAACAGAGAAGGUUAAAGCAAGACUCAGAGAGAUUCCCAAAAGCUCUAUUUCGUAUUGGGAGUUUGUUCAGAUCUGUUGUGAGAGUUGUGGGAAUAACGACGAGCAAGGUUCUCAAAUGGCUAAGUCUUUGGAUCAUUCUGGAUCCGUCGUCGUUUUAGGAGACAUCGUUUUUCUUCAUCCUCAUCAGAUAGUGAAGUCUAUGGAGGCAAUGAUCAACCAAACAUCAGCACUUCCAAAUGAUCCAAGAAAAGAUGAGUUAGUUCAGCUUGAGGUUACAAAGAAGGGUAUUGACACUAAGGCACGACGCAUAGUCAAGGCCGAAUUAUACUGCGGUCUGGGGUUCCUAGCAGCGCAAACUAUUGGCCUUAUGCGUCUUACCUUUUGGGAACUUAGCUGGGACGUAAUGGAACCAAUUUGCUUCUUCAUCACAUCCCUUCAUUUCCUUCUUGGUUACUUCUUUUUCCUUCAAACUUCUACAGAACCAUCUUUCGAAGGAUUUUAUCAACAACGGUUCAAGACCAAACAGAAGAAGCUUAUGGAUAGCCAUGGGUUUGAUUUUUUGAGGUACACUGAGCUCAACUCCUUGUUCACACCAUUACGGUGUAAAUCUCAUGUGGCACCGGUUUAGCUAGCAAUAGAAGUUUAUCUAGGCAAGACGCAUUUUUUUCUUGGACACUGUAUACUUUAUAUAGUGUGUGUAGACUUUAAAAUGGGUCUCAACUUGUAUGUGUAUUUGAUAAAAGGUGAAGUCUUAAUAUUAAUGCAUAGCCAUAUAUCCUUUUCUUACUUUUACGGACUUGGGAUUGUGUUAAAGCUCCUAGAAAGUGAACAUAAGAUACGUGAACAAGAAAAAGUUUCG
This is a messenger RNA of Thlaspi arvense, 1252 nucleotides long. Lineage: Eukaryota; Viridiplantae; Streptophyta; Magnoliopsida; Brassicales; Brassicaceae. The record is from the annotation of a GenBank genome assembly.